UUUGAUCCAGCGAGCUUGUUAAUCCUCGAUCGCCUACAACAAGUUCUCUCGAAGCUAGAUGACUUCCCCAGAGGGCAUUCCUGCUCCCUGUCGGUCCAAGCCCAGGAGCCAGAGAUAUUUUCUGCUUCGCCAAAUGCCCAGUCUUCUCAACCAAUUUACGACUCAGAAGAUGCUCAUGGCACAUACGAUGAUCAGAAAAUCCCAUGUACCAAAGCUUCGCCAGAUUCCAUUCUUCAGUGGCCCAUCUUUGAAGACCAGUUUCCCCUCAACUACAUCAUUGACGGAGUGUUCUUAGCGGAGAUGCCCGAAGACAUGGACAUGGUCGCUAGCGGAAACGGAGGGGUCUCGAAGAAUACCCAUUAUCGGCAAGCGUUCCACACGAGAGGUGUUGCAAUAAACGAGGAUGCGACAACGGGCUUAGUCCAACGCUUUCUUGAUCUCGUACAUAUCAAGAACCCUAUCCUGGACCCUGACACCCUUUGGUCAUAUGUCCGUAAUGUGACCGAGGAUGGUUUUCAAUGGGACCCUCCAUCUUGCCUGGUGCUGCUUGCCUGCGCUCUUGGGUCCGUAUCUGAGGAAUAUGGGGUUACUCCUUCCCUAAGAACCCACCAAAAUUCACUCAAAAAGCGCAAACAUGAUCUCAGUGUAGGCGAAAAGUAUUUUAACAUGGCCCAGAGGAGGCUCGGGCUACUUGGAAAGGGCAUCUUAACCCCGCAGUGUCACUUCCUAGCCGGUGUCUAUCUAAUGUACACUCAGCGACUUCUGAGUGCAUGGUCAGAGUUUGAUUCAGCAUCAAAGUCAUACCACAUCUAUCUGCAAUGCCGGUCUCGUCAACCAAGCCACCCAUGCGAUGACUCUCCGCAGGGCAAGAGAAGACGAGGGUUGGAACAGAGGCUGUACUGGAGCUGUUACAAGUCCGAGUGCGAGUUGCGCUCGCAGAUUGAGCUGCCCAAUAGCUCAUUGGCAGACUUUCAGUAUCCGGAUUUGCUGCCGUCACCCCCAGAACUGCCCGUUUCCCACUCGGACGAAGAUAUCGAGGGCUUUUUGAGGCCCCAUGGAUCUCCUGCCAAGAUGAAGGCAUUGGACUCGCAGAAGCAGCAUGAACAGAGCUGGUUCUACUAUUUGACGGAGAUAACCCUUCGGCGGAUCACCAAUCGUGUUUUGAACAUGCUAUAUUCGAAUAACUCCCAUGGGUUGACCGAAGCUUCCAUACCAAUCAUGGUCAAGGCAGUAAAUGAAAUCGAGCAGCAACUUCAACGGUGGCAUGCAGGUCUCCCAGCACCUAUUCAGUACACGGAGGGUGUUAUGCCAGAUGAAGAGCUCCCUUGUAUGGUUCACGGCCGUGUACUGGAGAUAAAGUUCUGUUUAUUCCGUCCAUUUCUUGAAUAUGCCAUUCACCAACCACAAGAUCUGGCGUCCCAGCACUUGAUUGGCCCUUACAUUGAAAAGGCUAUAUGGGCCAGCCUCAUGAUUCUUCGAUGCAUCAACACCCUUCACCGUCACCAUGGGACGUGGUUUGGGCUUCGAAUCUGCACGGCGGCUUCACUAGCAUUGCUUGGAGCUGUCAAGUGUGGCAAGAUCGAUGUUCCACAAGGUUGGCAAGAUGAUAUCCGUGGAGUGAUCGAGGUCUUCAGAUAUUGGGAAGCCGAGUCCCCUGGACUUUCACGCGCCAUAGAGGUGAUCGAAGCUAUCAUGGAUACAGUAAGGGCUCAUGUAUAA
Clonostachys rhizophaga is the source of this 1719-nucleotide messenger RNA. NCBI's taxonomy places the organism in Eukaryota, Fungi, Ascomycota, Sordariomycetes, Hypocreales, Bionectriaceae. The record is from the annotation of a GenBank genome assembly.